GCAUGACAGGGAGGGCGUGUUCAAAUCGAACGGGGGUUGACCGGGUACGGCAGUUGUUGCAUGCUGGGAAGUUGAGAGGACUUGACCCGAUCACCAUCCGUCGACUCGAAUCGUCUGUCUGCGGUGUGAUCCCUAACUGAAAAUGGCUGAUCUCCAGGCUAACUUUGAAAAAGCAGCAGCUGAGGUGAAGCAGCUGAAGGCAAAGCCGAUGGAUGAAGAGAUGCUGAAGGUCUACUCCCUUUUUAAGCAGGCCAGUGUGGGUGAUGUCAACACAGAUCGCCCAGGGAUGUUUGAUUUCACUGGGAAAGCUAAGUGGGAUGCCUGGCAGCAGCAGAAAGGCAAGAGCAAAGAGGACGCCAUGAACGAGUACAUCAGUCUGGUGGAGGAGCUGAAGAACAAGUAUGGAAUUUAGUGUCAUAUGAUAAACGCAUUACAGCUGGACCAACUGCUGGGGGAUGGACUGGGAGAAGUGGCUAAGACCACCACCAGCUGUCCUCCAUCGUCACACCAUGAAAACGCCUUAAAUCCCAAGAAGGGUGUCCUUACACGUGAAUGCCUGCUGGUCCACCCUCUAGUGGUCCCAGUGGUCUGAAUAACCACUAAUGUAUGAUCAGAAACUGUACAAUGUACCAUCAUGUUUUAAUUAAUGAUUUCUAAUAGAGUGUAUCUGCACAGAAUCCUGUCAUUUCAACAUAAAAUCUUUUUUUCUCAAA
Molecule: messenger RNA, 713 nt
Organism: Epinephelus lanceolatus (giant grouper)
Lineage: Eukaryota; Metazoa; Chordata; Actinopteri; Perciformes; Serranidae
Product: acyl-CoA-binding protein-like
Biological process (GO): fatty acid metabolic process
Molecular function (GO): fatty-acyl-CoA binding
Source: RefSeq, a predicted model, not a curated record